UGAAAUUUUAUCUUGCAGAACUAUCCCAUGAUAGAUCACUGUUACGAUGUCGUGAUCGUGGGCGCUGGUGGUGCGGGAUUAAGAGCAGCGUUCGGUUUAGGAAGUAAGGGAUUCCGGGUAGCAGUAGUCACGAAAUUGUUUCCGACGAGAUCUCACACGGUGGCCGCUCAAGGUGGAAUAAACGCCGCCAUCGACAUCGAAAAGGAGGACAGCUGGCUCUACCACAUGUACGACACUGUGAAAGGGUCUGAUUGGCUGGGGGACCAAGACGCCAUACACUUUAUGACGAGGGAGGCACCGCAGGCAGUCUACGAGCUGGAAAAUUAUGGCUGCCCCUUCAGCCGCACGGACGACGGAAAGAUCUAUCAACGAGCGUUCGGCGGUCAGUCUCUGAAGUUUGGAAAAGGCGGUCAAGCUCACAGAACUUGCGCCGUCGCGGAUAGAACCGGUCACGCGAUGUUGCACACUUUAUAUGGACAAAGUCUGCGUUACGAAGUGCAUUAUUACGUCGAGUACUUUGCUCUUGAUCUUCUUAUGCACGGUCGGUGCUGCAAGGGCGUCCUAGCAUGGGAACUAGAAACUGGACUGUUGCAUCGCUUCAGAGCCCAUCACACGAUGUUGGCGUCAGGUGGAGCUGGAAGAUGUUACUUGUCCUGCACGGCUGCGCACGCAUGCACGGGCGACGGUUUGGCGAUAGCAUCUAGAGCAGGAUUGCCACUUCAAGAUAUGGAGUUCGUCCAGUUUCAUCCAACCGGAAUAUACGGCAGCGGCGUUCUGAUAACGGAAGGGAGUCGAGGGGAAGGUGGAAAGCUGAUGAAUUCCGAGGGGGAAUUUUUUAUGGAACGAUAUGCACCCAACGCGAAAGACCUCGCGUCUCGCGAUAUAGUAUCCAGAGCGAUAACCAUGGAAAUAUUCGAGGGAAGAGGCGUCGGUGCUAAGAAAGACCACGUGUAUUUGCAACUGGAUCAUUUGCCAAAGGAGGUAAUACGAACAAAAUUACCUGGGAUUUCGCAUUUGGCUUGGGUGUUUGCUGGCGUGGACGUGGAAAAAGAACCGAUUCCUGUUAUUCCAACGGUGCACUACAAUAUGGGUGGUAUACCUACAAAUUGGCGCGCACAGGUUAUAACGCGAGAGAACGAGGAGGACCAUGUGAUCGAAGGACUCUGGGCGGCGGGUGAAACUGCGUGCGCAUCCGUUCAUGGCGCCAAUCGACUGGGCGCCAACAGUCUGCUGGAACUGAUCGUCUUCGGUAAAGCUAUCGCCGAUCAAAUCGAUUGCAUGACCAGACCUGGUGAGCGCCACGAGGAUGUAUCAACCGCUCUUAGCGAUCAAUCUAUUUGUCGUUUCGAUGCGACCCGUUACGCGAAAGGCUGCGUUCCCGUCGCGGAGCUGCGGGAGGAGAUGCAGCAAACAAUGCACCGAUAUUGCUCGGUGUUCAGGACCUGUCACAUACUGCAACGAGGAUGCCGCGAGAUGACGCGGCUUUACACCUGCGAUCUACCGGAUAUAUGUGUUCAAGACCAGUCCUUGAUUUGGAACACGGAACUCGUGGAAGCCAUAGAAUUACAGAACAUGAUGCUGGUUAGUAUGCACAUUGUUUACGCGGCGGAGAAUAGAAAAGAGUCCCGUGGAUCGCAUGCUCGUGACGACUACAAGGAAAGAUGCGACGAGUACAAUUACACCCAGCCGGUCGAAGGUCAAACGAAACGACCAUAUAGCGAGCACUGGCGCAAACAUACGCUUACAUGGGCUCGAGAGGAUGGAUUAAUCAGUAUAUCAUACCGGCCAGUCAUCGAUUCUACAUUGGACGAGGCUGAGGCUAAGCAUGUUCCGCCAACGGUUCGAAUGUAUUGACAAGAUAGGACUCGUGGUGUAUAAUUUUUUGCUUCGAAACGCAGUCAACGUUACGCGUUCGCCGGCGUAAUUAAAACCAGCGGAGAGGCCAACGUUAUCGUGAAAUUGUAAAAGCGGCCAGACUCUGUCAUACGACGCGCGUGCCCCCUAUACGUUCCGUUCGCCGCGUUUAACGCGACAUAUUAUACAACUAAUUAAUUCCAACCGGAGGCGCAGACCCGUAUGCCAUCUUAUUUGCAUAUUCGAACGACGAAAUGCCAUACUUAAUAUGUAGAAUUAUAUUCUUCCAUGUCUGACAAUUUAUUUGUAUUUUUCUUUUAUCGACCACCGAACAUCAUUUAUCGGUGUGAAUCAAUUCUGUACAAUUUAUCUUUUUUUUUUUUUAUUUUUACAAACGUUCCAAGCAUUCGACAAAUCUAUUUUCAGCAAAUUUUUGUGUACAUUUUUUUUAACGUGUCCGAUGUGGCAAAUAGUUCUGAAAUUUAUGUCACAGAAACUGACACAAAUUUUCAGCGGUGGCGUGCGACCACAAAACCAUCAGUACCUGAUUUACGGUGAAAUUGAGUUAUAAACAGUUGAAAUGUACGAAAGGAAAUAUA
Messenger RNA from Colletes gigas, 2453 nucleotides. Its product is annotated as succinate dehydrogenase [ubiquinone] flavoprotein subunit, mitochondrial-like. Lineage: Eukaryota; Metazoa; Arthropoda; Insecta; Hymenoptera; Colletidae. The transcript is spliced from 11 exons. Bases 28 to 1854 code for a protein of 608 amino acids. The record is from RefSeq and is a predicted model, not a curated record. Gene Ontology annotation, biological process: tricarboxylic acid cycle; mitochondrial electron transport, succinate to ubiquinone. Gene Ontology annotation, molecular function: succinate dehydrogenase (quinone) activity; electron transfer activity; flavin adenine dinucleotide binding.